Messenger RNA from Aspergillus alliaceus, 705 nucleotides. Its product is annotated as ankyrin repeat domain-containing protein. The coding region runs from base 1 to 705 and encodes 234 amino acids. The record is from RefSeq and is a predicted model, not a curated record. Gene Ontology annotation, molecular function: protein binding. The transcript has 3 exons. Lineage: Eukaryota; Fungi; Ascomycota; Eurotiomycetes; Eurotiales; Aspergillaceae.
AUGGAGGACUGUGUCUACCAAGCUUCUAACAACCACAUAGAUACGGAAACUUUGACCAAGCUCCUUCGGCUGCUGGUAAAAAUGCAAGAUUUUCGAACACUUUACGGACUCUUUAAAAAGCCCAACUCUCCCCUCUUCAUCUUUGGAUUUCACCUCCUAGUUUGCGCUGCAGGAUAUGAAGAUAUCGUUCGUGUGCUUGUAAUGCAUCCCGCCAGAAAGUCUCACAGCAGUGACCCAACCGCAUUAAUGGCCGCCUACUCCAACGGCGAUCAUAGAAUUGUGGAACUAUUACUUGAAUUUGGUGUAGGUCCUAACCUGCGCAGUUCCAAGGCGUGGCGAACAGCACUCGAUAUAGCGGUCAGAAAGUGCCAUUAUGAGAUCGCCGAAAUGCGACUAGAGGCGGGGAUAAAUCCGGACGGCAAGAAGCUGGUCAGAAACGGAGCAGAUGUCAACGGACCCCUGGCGCCUUUUCAGGUUGAUAAUUCAACGCGCAUUGUCAGUAUGAUGGAACUGUUAAUGAGGACCGACGCUGCCAUGAAGCCGUAUGUACCCCAAUAUGGUAACACGGCACAGCAUGAAGCAAUCAUCUGUGGCAAUCUAGAGGCUGUUCACUUCCUGAUAAGCAACGGAGCAAACGUUAAUGUUGGAGCCUUUAUGAAGUCAUUGCAUACGUCUUUGCAGGAGGCCAGUUGGCAGAGACAUUAG